AUGUGCGCCAAUAUCCCCGAAUUCGACUCUUUUUACGAAAAUGAAAAUAUAAAUUACAACUUGGAAUCAUUCGCACCUUUAAAUUGUGAUGUUAAUUCGCCCUUUCUCCCCAUUAAUAACAAUGACAUCAACGUUAAUGCUUAUGGUGACGAAAAUUUAACGUACUCCAACUUUUUACUGUCUUAUAACGAUAAGCUGGCUACUACAACUGCUAAAAACAAUAGCAUUAAUAAUAGUAAUAGUAAUAAUAAUAGUAAUAAUAAUAAAAAUAAUAAUAAUAAUCAUAAUAAUAAUAAUCUACUCGGUAAUGACAUCAGUCAGAUGGCCUUUUUACUCGAUUACCCUUCUACUCUCAACGAACCGCAAUUUGCCGUAAAUUGUAAAGACAUUUACAGAAAGGAUAUAUCAACGCCUUCGUCAUUAGUUUCGAGUCUGCCACCUGCAAAGUUUUCGUUAUCCCUAUCGAAUUCGCCUUCUCCGCCACCACCAUCGUCGUCCUCUUUGAAACAUGGGGAAGCAAUAAUUUCUAAUACCAGCGAAAGCAGUGACAUAUUUGCCGAUCCUAAUUCGUUUGAAAAGGAUACUAUGCCCCUAACGCAAGAACUGACGCUAGAAAAUCUAAAUAAUCAAUUAAACUAUCCCGAUUUCACGAUAAACGCCAUCGAGCAGGAUCCUGCCCCUUCGUCUUUUUCAUCCUCAUCUUCGUCUUCGGAGUCAACGGUCUCUUCCAGCAGGAAGAGGAAGCCCUGUCAUGAUUCCUACACACAUUCUUCACCCUCUUCCUCAGAGUCUAAGAAAAUUUCCGACUCGAGAUUAUCCGCCGAAGGUUUAGCCAAAGUGCUUAAUUUAGAAUCCCCCGAAGAAGCUUUAAAAAGAGAACGCUUUAUAUUGGGUAUUUUCCAGAAUGAAUUAAAUUACCCGCUAGGUUACAAAACGUGGAUUAGGGAUACUACAAAAGAAUAUAGGACAAAGUUAAUCAAUCAACUGCACGAACGAGUAAAGGUAAAGUACCCCGAAUACAACCAGUCCAUACUGGAAACAAUAAUUAGACGAGGCACCUACUACAUGAUGCAGAGUAGGUUAAGAAGAGAGAGGAGAAUGAAGCUUAAGGAACGUAAAAGAACAACCUAA
Saccharomyces cerevisiae S288C is the source of this 1131-nucleotide messenger RNA. RefSeq lists its product as uncharacterized. The transcript has a single exon. The record is from RefSeq and is marked reviewed. Bases 1 to 1131 code for a protein of 376 amino acids. NCBI's taxonomy places the organism in Eukaryota, Fungi, Ascomycota, Saccharomycetes, Saccharomycetales, Saccharomycetaceae.